UUAGCUCCACCACAGGACACCACACAAACAAAAGGGUUGGACGUCACAAUAACAUCAGAGCGACCAUUUUGUCUUAGCGAGAGACAUUCUAUCCUUCAAACUACUUGUUGACGUUGUAUCUCGGUGUAAGACCGCGUACUUUAGUGACUGAAACAUGAAGACUACACCUAUGGCCCUACUGCUGCUCCUGGCUCUUCUGUUGGUGUUUGUGGAAGCAGGGGAGGGCAUACAAACUGACUUGUUAAAAUCAUGGAAAGACUUGGAAAUGCUGAAAAAUAUUGCAAGUGGCGACAAGACACUGUACGCUGAUGCUGGCUUUCAAAAAGAAGCGGGAGAAACUUUAGACAGAAUCAGACGUGCGGUAAAAGACAUGACACCUGCCGAGCGACAAAACAUGCGCCUUAGCGUAGCCAAGCACAUCGGACCACAAGGAGCUCAGAAUAUCUUAAACUUCUCUAAGAUGCUGAAGCGAUUGAAAUCAGAUUUUCUAACACAAAUGUCAUCGCUUUGAUAUAUUCAAAGUUUCUUCUGGCGUCCCACUUUUGAGCAACUGUAUUUUGCUAGUUCAGAUAUAGGAAAGUCGGUACAUUGGGUUGCAGUGCAUGUGGCGUGGCAGCUUCAGUGAACAGUAAAUAAAUAUUUGAAAUUUUUCUAAAUACGUAAAGAGUUAUUAAAGAAUAUUGUAACUUAAAGACUAUAUUUGUAUGUAUUCCUGUCCUGGUGUUCCCAUGGUAUUGGCAUGUUUAAUCCUGCAAUCUGAUUGGUUAAUA
Molecule: messenger RNA, 770 nt
Organism: Branchiostoma belcheri (Belcher's lancelet)
Lineage: Eukaryota; Metazoa; Chordata; Leptocardii; Amphioxiformes; Branchiostomatidae
Exons: 4
Coding region: 155-511 (118 amino acids)
Source: RefSeq, a predicted model, not a curated record